AUGGUACACUCGGCAAUCAUCCUAGCCCUUUUUGCCCUCGCCGUACACGGUGCACCCAGGGGAAAUAGAGAACAUGACGGCGCACACAGAGUCAUCUGGGUACCCGUGCCCGCGGAUACCACAGUGGCAGCGCCAACCAACACGGCGACGUCUCCUACUCGGGCAAACGGGUGCGUGGCCGAGUUAUACUCGGUCGGUCGAGAAGAUGACAAGAUGGCAAUGCUUGUGCAGGGUGCGCGAUCCACCAAGCCAGACCAGGCCGCAGUUGUACAGUUUGCUUCGACGACGAUCAGCAGGCCCUCAAAAGUGACCUCGGUUGCGACCAGAACAGUAUCAUCGAACAAGUUGAGUCCCACGGGAACUAGCACCACGACAAUGACUACUGCUGUGACAAUGCCGGGCAAAAGGCCGUCUGACACGCCAUCGCGUGGCCCGGACGACGGUGUUGAAACCAAGACACGCAGAAGUGUCUUUUACGUUGACAAGUGGGGCGCUCAUGGUGCCAACUUCACCGUCCCUCUGUACAACUACGAACCGGUAGCCCAAACGCCAUUCUCGCUUGUCAAUGCUAGGAGCGCCAGUCUUGAAGGCAAUUACUUGAGAAGAAUGCGCCUAAAUGGCGUUGUUGUCUGGGAACCCUCGGAUGACAGGCCCAGCGAGGACAGUCUCACGGUCACGCUUAGCCACAGUAUGAGACGGCUGCAGAGUUCACGAAACAUGCCCAACCACUCAGGCAGGGAGCUUGCUAGCAUUCACAUGCUUUCAUAG
Molecule: messenger RNA, 768 nt
Organism: Beauveria bassiana ARSEF 2860
Lineage: Eukaryota; Fungi; Ascomycota; Sordariomycetes; Hypocreales; Cordycipitaceae
Exons: 2
Coding region: 1-768 (255 amino acids)
Source: RefSeq, a predicted model, not a curated record